This is a messenger RNA of Harmonia axyridis, 495 nucleotides long. RefSeq lists its product as uncharacterized. The record is from RefSeq and is a predicted model, not a curated record. The coding region runs from base 1 to 495 and encodes 164 amino acids. NCBI's taxonomy places the organism in Eukaryota, Metazoa, Arthropoda, Insecta, Coleoptera, Coccinellidae. The transcript has a single exon.
AUGCCACAAGAAACCGAGGUAUCAAGAGUCGCCGUACGGAUGCCAGAAUUUGUCGUCACCGAUCCUGAGUUAUGGUUCGCUAUGGCUGAAGGAAGUUUCCACAGCGCGGGGGUGACACAGGACCGGACUAAGUUUGGAUAUAUUGUGGGUGCCCUACCAGCUAAGUACGCAACGGAGGUGAAGGACAUUAUAUUGAAUCCACCUACCGACGAGGCCUUCCACAAAUUGAAGACGGAGCUAAUUCGACGUUUAAGUGCCACGCAAGAGGAGAAGACCCGACGCCUUCUGGAGCGAGAAGAAAUGGGAGACCGUAAGCCCUCACAGUUUCUUCGUCAUUUACAGAACCUUGCUGAUCCAGCCGUUCCGGAGAGCCUCAUGAAAUCCCUCUGGAUGAACCGUCUACCCAGAAGUGUCCAGGUGUCGUUGGCCAUUGUGCAAGACAGCAGCCUCCAAGAGUUAGCUGUCCAUGCAGACCACAUCAUAGAAGCAAUCUGA